AUGACUGCUGAGAAGACUAACUGCACCGACCUUGUGCCCUGCUCCUCCUCCUCCUCCGCUGUCUAUCCAUCACGCAGUCCCUGCCCGUCUGUUGUCGCCUUGGGAGCGGGCACUCAACGGCCCCAGCGAAGCGUCGCCUUUGUCCUGCACGAUACGCAACGCAGUGACUCGACCUCCUCUAACAGUCUACACAGCACCCGGUCCACCACAGGUAGAGUGGGCAUUAGUCCUGAUACAAGCGACACCAACAGCGGUGGAGGCAAUUAUUUUAAGUUUUUCCUCCAUCGUCGUCGUAGGAACGUCUCCUCAGGUAGUGGAACAUCCGCAGCGGGUGAAUCCACGUCUUCCAUGCCGGUUCUUGCACCGGCGACUUCAGUACGGACCUCAAGCGAAACACAGCAAUCGGAGAGCUCAACUUCUGCAGCCUCCACUCCCUCCAAGGCUAUACUGCCCUGGACUCCGGCAAAAACUGCCGUUUGA
Messenger RNA from Spirometra erinaceieuropaei, 480 nucleotides. Lineage: Eukaryota; Metazoa; Platyhelminthes; Cestoda; Diphyllobothriidea; Diphyllobothriidae. The record is from the annotation of a GenBank genome assembly.